This is a messenger RNA of Xylaria bambusicola, 2149 nucleotides long. RefSeq names its product Alpha/Beta hydrolase protein. Lineage: Eukaryota; Fungi; Ascomycota; Sordariomycetes; Xylariales; Xylariaceae. The record is from RefSeq and is a predicted model, not a curated record. The transcript is spliced from 2 exons. Bases 91 to 1965 code for a protein of 624 amino acids. Gene Ontology annotation, biological process: lipid metabolic process.
GCAGUGAUGCAGUAAUGGAAUGCGAUUCAAAGCCCUAGGGCCCCAAGCGUCAGACUCUCCAUCACUUCACAGGUUCGCGGCAUCUUCACCAUGGGCCUCUUCAGCAGCAGCAAGAAGAAACAGCAGUCCCAGUCUUCGUCACACCCCCAACCUCAACAUAUUCAACAUAUUGUGAAGCCGCAACCACCUAAUUGUCACGCUAAUCCGCCUCCAAAUCCUCUCCCAGCUGCUGGUUUUUUACCACCGCCGGCUCCUCCCUAUGGCUGGAAUCAUUCCCGACCCGGUGGUCCACCCUCUCACAUUCCUCAUCAUAGCCAAGACUCAAGAUAUUAUCCCCCAAUCAUCGUGAAUCAACAUUAUUACUUGAGCCCUCCCCUUCCCCCUCGUCCCUCCAAUGUGUACCCAAGUGGCGCCGGAAGCGGCUCUCUGAGCAAGCUGAAUUUGGGCUCUACUGCAGACCUAAUCCAACUACCUACAAAUGUCAUCAACCAGAUUGUCGAUGAUGGACUGCCAAGAUGGCAUGCAUAUGGCACUCAACUCAUCAACCAAGGGGCCGCUUUAUAUGACCAGAUAUCAUCCAAAUUCGAUGAUGUGAUGACUUUGAUCGAUCGUGACAAGUUCUCAGGAAACGAGAAGGACUUGUUUAUCUACCAGCAACCUGACCAUGCGACAUCGCCGCCACCACCUGAUGCGAGACAUCGUUCAGCCAACCCAAAGGGCGGACAUGGUAAGAAAAAUAAAGAUCUGCCAAAGGGUCAAGCCAGCACGGCUGUCGCAUCAGCAAUAACAGGGGUCUAUUUCACAAAGGUAGAUCUGUACGCAAACUCACGAUUGCCUCUAGAUCUACCAGCUUUCCGAGCUGUGGUGACAACUUAUCCUCUCCUAUGCCUGGCUGCACAGUAUUCAGAAAGAGUUUACCAGAAGCCUCAGGGGCCAGAACGAGAUGCCUUCGUUGAGGCAGACUGGAGAACGGGCACCAAAAGCCAUGUCAUUAAAUCCGUUCCUAUGGAUCACAUGGGUACCAUUGUCUUUGCUAUACGGGGCACUGCAACUUUCAUGGACUGGGCUGUAAAUCUGAACACGGCACCCACGGCGCCGACAGGGUUCCUGGACGAUACGAGGAAUUUCUGUCAUGCAGGCUUCCUAUCAGUCGCGAAGAAGAUGAUUGCACCUGUGGCUUCAAGAUUACGCCAAAUCCUCGAAGAGGAUCCAGGACGAUGUGCCCAUUCCCUUCUUAUCACAGGUCACUCCGCAGGCGGAGCCAUCGCAUCACUACUCUAUAUGCACAUGCUGGCGACAUCAAAGGCUGCUUCAUCUGAGCUCAACCUGCUCACAGGGUGCUUCAAGAGAAUACACUGUGUCACGUUUGGGGCGCCCCCGGUAUCCUUGUUCCCCUUACAGACACCACAUAGGCCUGAACUCAAGAAGUCGCUAUUUUAUAGUUUCAUUAAUGAAGGGGACCCUGUAACGAGAGCAGAUAAGGCAUAUGUCAAAAAUCUGCUCGAAUUAUUCGCCGCACCCGCUCCAACGUUGUCUACACCAACGGCACUGUCCAGCCCUGCUCUAAUCACUCCCGCGAAGCCCAGUAAGACGCCAGGAAAGAAGUCAAAAUCGAGCUCAUCGUCCAAAACUUCAAAGUCUUCAUUGAUGGCUAAUCAGUCGUCAACGUCGAUAUCGUCACCAGCUAAGAACCCUCCAGCACAGGGGCCGAUAUGGCGGGUGCCGCCGAGCACGCUGAGCAACGCAGGGAGGAUCGUGGUGCUCAGAUCCGGCAACCCCCACUCCAAGAUCAAGCGCACGAAGACGGUUGAAGAGCGUAUACGCGAAGGGGUCGUUGCGCACGUCGCGAGCGACGAGAAGCUUCGCAGCGUCAUAUGGGGCGACCCUGUCUGUCAUGUCAUGAAGCUGUACGCGGCGCGAAUCGAAGCUCUCGCCGUGAUGGCAGUUACUGCCAAGGACCUGUGAUUCUUCCCACGUACACUUUUUGGUGUAUAAAUACUGUACGAUUCAUGACUUAUGACUAGCAUGGCGCGGAAGGGAUUGUUUCUUAAAGGGAUUUCUUUGAUGAUACCAUAUAGCUUGCUUCUUUCUCUCAUCUUACUUCCGGUGGGUAUAUGGAGACUGUGUUUCGGAUGUAAUGGCCUGCUCU